Messenger RNA from Chenopodium quinoa (quinoa), 2117 nucleotides. RefSeq lists its product as uncharacterized. The transcript has 3 exons. Bases 335 to 1759 code for a protein of 474 amino acids. Lineage: Eukaryota; Viridiplantae; Streptophyta; Magnoliopsida; Caryophyllales; Amaranthaceae. The record is from RefSeq and is a predicted model, not a curated record.
CCCAAACCUAACCCGUUUAAUUUCGUGUCUUGUUCGUGUCGACCCAAUUAUGUAAAUGGGUCGUGAAUUCUUGACCCAAACCCGCUUAUUUCAUGUCGGAUCAGGUUUUGACAAUCCUACAUUUAAUCAAAAAAAUUAUUGACAUUUACAAUGUACUGAUGUACAUUAUCAUAUCCACACAAAAAUCACAGAACAUGGACGCAACACGUCAACAUUGCAUCCCUAACUUUGGCCUCCUCAGCUCACCAAUUUGGCGAUUUCAUCGAUCAUCACCACCACCAACAUUCUCCUCCUCCCUAAAAACCACCGCAAAUGAACCAGAGCACCACCACCAAUGCCCCUACUUCUCUCCUCCACACCAACCACCGCUUCUCUCUUCCUUAAACUCACCUUUCCACUCGCUUUCCUCCGCUUUUCAACCAUGUCUUCCAUCAAUCUUCAAUCCCACGCAUUCGCCGGCAACCCCAUUAAGGCCAAAAUCCCCAAAUCAAACGACCCUUUUUCCCCUAAUUCAGCUCUCGAAGCUCUUAAAUCUCACCUUUUAGGGAAUACCCAUGACGCCAUUGCCCUUAAUUUUAAGGUACUGCCCUUCAGAAAAGGGCGCCCUUUGGCGGGUUCUCAGGGUUCCUCCCCAAAUUGGCAUCUGGGUUGGCUUAGUUUGGGUGAUUGUAAGGGUUUAUUGGCUGAUUCUUCGGUUAAAUUUGAGGGAGAUUCGUUGGUUUAUCUGGGUUCGAAAUCAGAGGAAGAUUCUGUUUAUUGGGCAAUUGAUGUUUCUGAGGAUGAUAAAUUGGUGGAUGAAUUGGGGAAGAAGUAUUUCUCUUUUGUUGAGCUUAGGACUUUAAUGGUGGCUACUGAUUGGUCUGAUUCUCGUGCUAUGGCUGAUUUAGCUGUUGCUGGUCAUCCCUCUUCUCUUCCUAUAAAAACUGAUCAAAUCAAGAAAAAUACAUCAGAGCCUCAGAAAUUUAACAGUUCCUCGAGUGCUUCUCCCUGUUACAGCCAAGAGAACACUGUUGGAAUCAUUGGAAGUGUGUCGGUUCUUACUACAUUGAUCUUCCUUGAGAAGUUUGUGCUAUGGAGCUCAAGAGAUAAACACGAAACUGUCCCUUUCAUUGUCUGCAGUGAUCCAACAUCUCCUUCGAGCUGUGAGUACAUUUCUGACAACAAUGGUGGUAGCAUCCCUUCAGGAUUAGACCAUGUUAGGAUGGUUGAGAAUUUGAGAGGUAAAAGAUUGUUCCUUGAAGAAGGGGGAGCACGAUGCAUUGUCAUGCCUUGCCAUCUUUCACAUGCUUGGUAUGGUGAAAUAUCACAAGGGAGUAAGCAGCCUUUUCUUCAUAUGGCUGAGUGUGUUGCUUGGGAACUUAAGGAAGCUAAAUUUAGGCCUCUGGAAGCUGGUAGCGGUGUCAAAGUUGGAGUUAUAGCAACUGAUGCUACCCUAAUGGCAGGAUUCUACCAGGAAAAACUACAGGACCAGGGUUUUGAGGUGGUGUUGCCAGAUAAAUCAACCAUGGAGCAUGCCAUAUACCCGGCUAUAAACUCCUUGAAGCGGAAAGACAUGGAGGGAGCACUUAACCUGUUAAGAAUCGCGAUCCAGCUCCUUCUGGUUAAAUCUGUUAAUAUUGUGAUCCUUGCCUCCCAUGAACUGCAGUGUUUGUUACCACAUGACGAUCCCCUUGCUAAGAAAUGCAUUGAUCCUAUGGAUGCUUUGGCAAGAUCAGCUGUAAGAUGGGCAAAAUCUGCAAAAGAUACACGAGGAAUUUAGAUGAUACGUAGUUCUUGGUUUGUAAUGGUAAUUAAUCCUGUACAUUAGUAUACAGGUUCAACCAACUACUGUGGGAUUUCCCUUGGUUCACUUGAUGAUGUUGCCUUACAUUUGGACACAAGAAAGUACCCUCCACAAAGUUUAGAAGUUUAAUUUUAAGUUAUGUUUUUAUGUUGAGCUAUAUAUGCUUCUGCUAUUAUUGAAGGUGAAGAUUUUCUUAUCCUUUUUAUCCUCUCAAAGGCAUGAUAUAUAAUUGUAGACUAUGUUUGUAAGGGGCCUUAAAGUGGUUGCUUAUUAACAUUCAAUAUUCCAAUCCUGUUGCACUUAUAAAUCAAAUUUCUAACUGAAUUUGAAUAUA